UGUAUCCUCAGAAUUCGCAAAAAUCAUUCUAUACUUUGGCACCGCCUUUAAUAUGCCUUCCUCGCCUGAAUGACUGACUGCUCCUUCAAACACCCUCACCAAUGCUCAGCGGGUGAUGGUUGCACAAAUACCAUCACCCUUCAUUCUGCCACGGUUGAACUACUUAAAGUCAGGCAACAACGGUGGCUUCCAUUGCUUGCCUGCUGGUUUGAGGGCAUUUGUCAAUGCAAAUGGCCGCUAGCUCUAGCCAGACUUGCACAAUGCGUCCGAGCUCGUCGCUUGCGCCGUGAGCGACCUCGCCGUCCAACUGAUGCCUCUCCCUAACAACGAUGACCUUCUCCAAGAGUCCGCCACAAUCAGUGCAUAUGGCUCACCGCCGGCAAGCCUAGACCAAGAGAAGGGUUCUGAUAUGAGCAUGAGCAAGACAAUUUGGAUUCCAAGGAGAUUUUGGGCCCAUUACGUAUCACUGGACGCACCACUGGCUACACGCCGAGACCAUCUCUCAAAUGAGCAAACGUUUCUCGCCUGGCUAAGUGUCGCCGAUGGCAUGUCUCUCCUCGGCAUCGUCAUCGCACAAAUCUCGAAAAUUCAACAAUUUCUUGAACCCGAAGGCACGUACACAACACAUCAUCAUGCUCUGGGCAAAACUCAAGCGUGUAUUUGUCACCUGGCCGCGAUUCUGAUUCUGUUCGUUGGCGCUUGGCGUUUCUUUCGACAUCAACGAGAAGUUACUACAGGUCUUGCAAAGCUCCGCUUAUGGGGAAUCUAUCUGGUUGGGACCGUUGUGCUGCUGGUGGGUUUGCAAGAAGAUGUCCUUUCGUGUUGGCUUACCGCUAUGUCAUAGUGUCUGCUGUCAUUUUUCCUGCUCCUCGUCAUCGUCGACAUUGUCAAGGUGUAUUGAGGGUGCUUGGCUUGGUUGCAUUUGAAUCAGCGGCCGUUGCUGUAGUAUUGGUCGAGAUUGUGCUCCCUUCUGCUGGACUACGCUAUGCACUUAUUAUCAGGUCCGAGUCACCAUGGUACAUGCCAGCAUCAUUGAAGUUGAUAUGACAACCAAAAUUAUGGUUCCACCCUCGUCCAAGGUUUAGCGUCAGU
Messenger RNA from Exophiala xenobiotica, 1092 nucleotides. RefSeq lists its product as uncharacterized. The transcript has 4 exons. The record is from RefSeq and is a predicted model, not a curated record. NCBI's taxonomy places the organism in Eukaryota, Fungi, Ascomycota, Eurotiomycetes, Chaetothyriales, Herpotrichiellaceae. The coding region runs from base 311 to 844 and encodes 177 amino acids.